Messenger RNA from Nasonia vitripennis (jewel wasp), 2188 nucleotides. RefSeq lists its product as uncharacterized. Gene Ontology annotation, molecular function: serine-type endopeptidase activity. Lineage: Eukaryota; Metazoa; Arthropoda; Insecta; Hymenoptera; Pteromalidae. Gene Ontology annotation, biological process: proteolysis. The transcript is spliced from 6 exons. The record is from RefSeq and is a predicted model, not a curated record. Bases 156 to 2141 code for a protein of 661 amino acids.
GCGGCGAUCGCGCUCCCGAUAGCAGCCUGAAAGAGAGGCAAAAACCGAUCAGUCGUUGCUCGCCUUCGCUCGCGCCGAGCCGAAAGACACGAGAGAGAGAAAGGGAAUAAGUAAAUAGAAGAUUCCAAGACGGUGUAAUAGCUUCGACCUUCGAGAUGACGAUGAUGACGGUGCUGCAGAUGCUACUGUUCGCCGCCGCUGCCGCGACGAUUUGGCUCACGUACGGACGCGUGGAGGGCCUGCCGAUGAAGAGGAGCGACGACGCGCGCAGAUUUUGGAUAGCCAAGGCCGGGCCGAUUCGCGAGGAACUGCUCGGCGUUCAGGCGAUCGUCGUUAAGGACGAGGAAGUGCCGACUGGCGCCGCCGCCGAGUGCAAACCCAGGAACGCCGACGCUCGUUAUUCGGACAGGAGAUACCUUAUGUGCGCCGGCUCGAUACUGACCAGCCGCUACAUCUUGACUUCCGCUUCCUGUAUUCACGAAGCCACGCACAUCAGACACAAUGUGAGGGCACCGCUGGCAGCGAUGAUCGCGCCAUUUUCGGACACGGCCCAGGUCAUCCGAAUCGUGGAAUACAACAUUCACCCGGCCCACCAGGUGGAUCCUCGGGAGGACGAUUACGCGCUGCACAACGUCGCCAUUGCCAGAUUGGCUUGCAGGAUUUUGAAGCCCAACUUGAAGGAGAUCGAAUUGCCGGUUCAGCCCAUCACCGAAUACGCCGACGAUGAGAGCUGCUUCGUCGCGAUCAUCAAAAAAAUUGGUCCGGUAAGGUUUGAAGUUACUAUUCGAUUUUCUUUUCUGAUUCAUUGCACUACACUGUUUCAGACGUCCCACGCGAUGUACGAAACUCAAGCGAAAAACGUAGCGGAUGAAAGAGAUAAGCGGGAACUGUCCGAGACUGCCGACGAGAUUAAAGAAACUUCGGACAAAGUUUCUUUCAAGACAGACGAGGCGGGAAAAGUUCCCGAUACUAAUUGGAAUAAAUCUGCAAGUCGAGUGGCCGGGAUAUCGGAAAAAAGUAAUAACGAAAGUGCCGAGAACAAUAGGAAACUCAACUCGAAGAUCGUUAGAAGCAUAGGCGAAGGCAGAGAUAAGAGUGGCGAUAGAUUUUCAAAAAACUCCUUGUCGCUGGACAAAAAGUUAUCGGUCCGAGCGAGCGACGGCACGAAGGGCUGUGCGCAGACUGGAUCCGCCGUAAUGUGCGGCAAAAUUCAAGCCAGCAUAGUAGCAGCCUCGUGCGACGACCGACAGCCCGACACAACGUGGCGGUACACCGAUGUGUACGACAAUGUCGACUGGAUAAACGAGAUGCUGGGCAACUGGAAGCACAACAACCAGACGAGGUCGGGCAUGUCCGUGGGAGGCUGCCAGACGUGUAUCUACAAUUUCUUCAUCGACUACAGCUGCAAGGACAAGAGUAUGUGCCGCAAGGAAGGUCCUUCCGGAAGCAAUCAGAAUCACGCCGAUGACGUAAAGAUACCCGGCAUCGAGUUACCCAAGUGCACGAAGAAUCAUACCACCGGUGAGCAACACAGCAACGGCAACAGCAACAGCGACGUGAGAACGUCCUUCUUUAAGAACAAAUCCAAGCUAUCUCUCAAUCUGGCCUAUCUCAACGCGGUUAACGACAUGUACUCGAACAAACGCCCGAGAAAUGACGUCUCCGGAGAUGACGAUCAGAAUGUGAGGACUGGCCUCCACGUCGCGGAUGCUAAUGAGAAGAGAGAAAAAAACGAUACCGAAUCGACCGUCGCUCGCGAUAUCGCCGGAAGUCUGAUACCCCCGCCCUGGUUCCUGGAGGCUACUUCGGAGUCCGCGCCAAAGGAACCGAUUCUCAUGACGUGGAACAGCGAAACUGGUGGAUCCGUUCAUCGGAAACCCGACGCUUCGGAUUUUAACGAUUACUUCAGCGAGCUCGACGCGACUUAUCGCGAGCCCAAGGCUAUCGGUGGCGACAAUGCGGAGAGAAUAACUUUGAAUUUUGCUGAUAAAUCGAGCGGAGGCAAAAAGGCGACUCUGGAAGAUUUCUUCGGCGACGACAAGUACGAGGAGGCAGGUUUACCCGACGAGUAUGCCACGCUUUACAGAAAGUUCCUGGAGAUGAGCAGGAAGACGAGCAAAGUAAACACCGGUCGAUCGUGAUUGAUUUGUAUUCGAGAAAAAAAAAAUGAAAAAUACAAUUUUUCUUC